This is a messenger RNA of Lottia gigantea (owl limpet), 870 nucleotides long. RefSeq lists its product as hypothetical. The transcript is spliced from 2 exons. Gene Ontology annotation, biological process: DNA replication. The record is from RefSeq and is a predicted model, not a curated record. The coding region runs from base 1 to 870 and encodes 289 amino acids. Gene Ontology annotation, molecular function: DNA binding; DNA-directed DNA polymerase activity; nucleotide binding. Lineage: Eukaryota; Metazoa; Mollusca; Gastropoda; Lottiidae.
AUGUCCAAUAAUCUAACGGCUCCAUCUUUAUCUUUAAAGGGUUGGUAUUAUUUAUAUCAUUACGAUAAAGAAAUGGUGGAAGAAGAAUGGUAUGAAACUACUAGAAUGGUUGCGAAACAUACCGAAAAAGAAAAUAUAGAAAAAGUUUAUUCGCACACUAAUCCUUUUAUAAGAAAUUUUAUCAGACGAUCUAUUAAAGGAGGAAGAGUUUCGGCAAAUAGAAAAUCAUUUGAAACGAACAAAAUGGAUGAAAUUCGUAACGUAUUAAAGGAAUAUAUUUCACAAACAGAAAUGAAUAUCCGAGAGCGGAAAGUGGAAGACCGUUUCUACGACGUUUUAACAUCGGUUGAUAUUCAAGAAAUAGUGAAAGCCGGUGGACGAAUUAUUAGAAUAUUAGAUGGUAUAGUUUACGAAGAAAAUUUUGAAACUCCACCCUAUAGAGAUUAUAUUUUAAUUUUGAGAGAUCUAAGAAAUAAAUAUAAACGAGAAGGUAAUAUCGUGGGUAGUAAUUGCAUGAAAUUAUUGGGUAAUUCCUUGUAUGGUAAAUCAAUUCAGAAAUAUAUAUUCACAACUAGACAUUUAUGGAAUGAAGCAACUUUACAGGCCAACUUUGAUUCACGUGUUAAAACCUAUGAGAAAAUUAAUGAUACUCAAUAUACUGUUGAAACAGAAAUUGAAGAAAAAGAGAUUACUACCGAAGAUAGUAAAUCUACACGACUAACACCUAGUCAUUUGGGAUCAUUCGUUUUAUCUCACAGUAAAAAAAUAAUGAACAAUUUCAUUCACGUCAUAAAUGGAUUUUAUAAACCCGAAAUAUACUAUACCGACACCGAUAGUUUGUACAUUUCAUCCAAAAAUAUGAAAAACUAA